Molecule: messenger RNA, 1932 nt
Organism: Vigna radiata var. radiata (mung bean)
Lineage: Eukaryota; Viridiplantae; Streptophyta; Magnoliopsida; Fabales; Fabaceae
Product: plastidic glucose transporter 4
Exons: 13
Coding region: 344-1876 (510 amino acids)
Biological process (GO): transmembrane transport; carbohydrate transport
Cellular component (GO): membrane
Molecular function (GO): carbohydrate:proton symporter activity
Source: RefSeq, a predicted model, not a curated record
AGUAUCAAACCUUUGAUUUGAGUUUAAUUUUCAUGCAACUUUUUUUUAUAUCUUUUUAAUUAUAUAAUCUGGAAUAAUUCUGACAAAUAUUAAUCCCAACAAGCAACGAGUCGAGUAUCUUAGUUUCGUCAAUUGUUAGGUAAUUUCCUGACACAGAGGCAAUUGGAUUUGGAGUGUCCUAGAUUCGCUUCCUGGUUUGGUUCGUACUAUUGUACUUGCUUUUACUUUCAUGGUUUCGGAGUUCUGAAUCAGAUAAUGUGCAAAGGAACCACUUUGUGGGUUCAGAAGCAAAGGGUGUCUGUGGGUUUUUGUGAAUUCAGAAGAGAAAGCAAGAAGAGUGUGCAUGAGCAUGAGUAGUGGAAGCAGCUGGUGGUGUGGUUUGAGGCCUGCUUCCUUCAACAUGGCAACCGAGUUUUCUGCUAGAGGAAACACUUCUGGAGGCAUUUUUGGCUCCUCUGCUAAGCCUAGGUCACUCAGGGUUCAGUCUUCUGAUGAAGAUGUUGAGGAUCUUCUCGCCAAUAAUGUUUCGGGCAGACCUUCUGGAACUGUUCUGCCCUAUGUUGGUGUUGCUUGCCUUGGAGCUAUGUUAUUUGGGUAUCAUCUUGGGGUAGUAAAUGGUUCUCUUGAGUACCUUGCCAAGGAUCUUGGAAUCAUCCAAAACACUGUUCUACAAGGAUGGAUUGUGAGUGCACUGCUUGCUGGUGCUACUGUUGGUUCUUUUACUGGUGGAACAUUUGCUGACAAAUUUGGCCGGACUAGGACUUUUCAGUUGGAUGCAAUCCCUCUGGCAAUUGGAGGGUUUCUUUGUGCUAGUGCUCAGACUGUUCAAACGAUGAUCAUUGGUCGCUUGUUAGCCGGUAUUGGAAUCGGUGUAGCAUCUGCAAUUGUACCACUUUACAUAUCUGAGAUUUCUCCAACCGAUAUUCGAGGUGCACUUGGAUCUGUUAAUCAACUUUUUAUAUGUAUUGGGAUUCUUGCAGCACUGCUGGCUGGUUUGCCUCUGGAGAGAAAUCCUAGAUGGUGGCGGACAAUGUUUGGUAUUACAGUAGUUCCAUCUUUUCUGUUAGCGCUUGGAAUGGCUAUUUCUCCAGAAAGUCCUCGGUGGCUUUUUCAGCAAGGAAAAUUAUUGGAAGCUGAAAAGGCUGUUAAAACACUGUAUGGAAAAGAAAGAGUGGCUUCGGUUAUGCAGGACCUGACAGCAGCAAGUGAAGGUUCAUCUGAACAAGAAGCUGGAUGGUUUGAUCUCUUUAGUAGUCGAUAUUGGAAAGUUGUCAGUGUAGGGGCAGCACUUUUCUUGCUACAGCAGUUAUCUGGAAUAAAUGCUGUGGUCUAUUAUUCGACUGCAGUUUUCCGCAGUGCUGGAAUUUCUUCUGAUGUUGCAGCAAGUGCACUGGUUGGUGCAUCAAAUGUGUUUGGAACUAUGGUUGCUUCGUCCUUGAUGGACAAGAAAGGAAGGAAAAGUCUCCUUAUUAUAAGUUUUAGUGGGAUGGGUGCUUCUAUGUUGCUUCUUUCUGUUUCAUUUACUUGGAAGGUUCUUGCACCAUAUUCUGGAACCCUUGCAGUUCUUGGGACUGUCUUCUAUGUUUUAUCCUUCUCUCUUGGUGCUGGUCCUGUGCCUGCUCUUCUUCUACCAGAAAUAUUUGCAUCUAGAAUCAGAGCAAAAGCAAUUUCUUUGUCAUUAGGCACACAUUGGAUCUCCAACUUUGUGAUUGGGCUGUAUUUCUUGAGUGUAGUAAACAAGUUUGGAAUUAGCAGCGUCUACUUGGGCUUUGCGACAGUGUGUCUUAUUACUGUGUUGUACAUAGCUCGUAACGUUGUUGAAACAAAGGGUCGAUCCUUGGAAGAAAUCGAACUUGCACUUAGCCCUUCAACCUAAAUACCACUUCACAAAUGCAUUUGAUCUUAAUUUUAAUUCUUCUCUUACAUUUUUUU